Acanthosepion pharaonis is the source of this 1002-nucleotide messenger RNA. Lineage: Eukaryota; Metazoa; Mollusca; Cephalopoda; Sepiida; Sepiidae. The record is from the annotation of a GenBank genome assembly.
AUGGGAAGAUGCAAACGCGGGCUCAUUUGGAAGAGUAAUUUUCUCGUGUUGUCAGUUCGAUUCCCAGCAGGCACCCACCAACAAAAUCACUGUCGCAGCCGAAAGUUUUCAUUUACUUAUCCUCCUUACCUCCUCAUCUUCCUUUCUGUUUUCCACCUCUCCCUUUUACCUUCCUCGACUUUACUCCCACUCCUUUUACCUUCCUCACCUCCUCAUCUUCCUUUCUGUUUUCCACCUCUCCCUUUUACCUUCCUCGACUUUACUCCCACUCCUUUUACCUUCCUCACCUCCUCAUCUUCCUUUCUGUUUUCCACCUCUCCCUUUUACCUUCCUCGACUUUACUCCCACUCCUUAUACCUUCCUCAUCAUCUCAUCCUCCUCUCUUUCUUUUCCUCCUCACCUUCUAAUCUUCCUCUCCUUCUCAUCCUCCCUUCCAUCUUUUCUUCUUCACCUUCUCACCCUCCUUUCCUUAUUUUCUUUCUAUUCUUUUUAACAUCUUCGUCUCCUUCUUUUCCUCUUCAACUUCUCAUCCUACCCUUCUCAUUUUUCUCCUUUCCUUUUUACACCCUCUCUUUUCAUCCGUCUCUCCUUCUUUUCCUCUUCUUCUUUUUACCAUUCUCAUCUUCUUAUACGCCUCUCUUUAUUUUCCACGCCCUCUUUCCCCGCUUCUCAUUCUUGCUCUCCUAUUCGUCUUUUCGUCUCCUUCUUCUUUUUUCUUCCUCCCCUUAUUUCUCUCCUCUUUCCACUCCUCAUUUUCCUUCCUCAAAUCCAUUUCAAAAGAAAGCUUUUUUUUUCUGCGGAGGUGCCAGGCAUCCUAGAAGUAAGUGUCCAACUCCAGAAAUGAGUUGCUGCAAUGGCCAGAACGAUGGUAAUUUCGCUAAAGUCUAUCAUUUGGAAGGUAUUAAGUUUUCUGCUGCAUUACCCGUCAUAUGCAAGUUAACUACCGGACUACAGAGAGUUUCGAAAACCACGGUAAAAUGCCUCCCGAGUAAAAAAUCUUAA